AUGAGUUCGCUCAAACAAUUCAUCCGCAAUGUACGCGCCUCAAAGACUAUCGCGGAUGAGCGCGCGGUGGUGCAAAAGGAGAGUGCGGCAAUAAGAGCCAGUUUCCGCGAAGAGAGCCACAACUCGGAUCUCCGGCGAAACAAUGUCGCAAAGCUCCUCUAUCUCUUCACGCUGGGGGAACGAACACACUUUGGGCAGAUCGAAUGUCUAAAACUUCUCGCCUCCCCUCGCUUUGCCGACAAGCGGUUGGGAUAUCUGGGCACCAUGCUGUUAUUGGACGAGAAUCAAGAGGUCUUGACACUGGUCACGAAUUCGCUGAAGAACGACCUGAACCACACCAACCAAUACGUCGUUGGCCUCGCCCUUUGCACCCUCGGAAACAUCGCCAGCAUCGAAAUGUCACGCGAUCUCUUCCCCGAAGUCGAGACCAUCCUCGCCUCCUCCAACCCCUACGUCCGCCGCAAAGCCGCUCUUUGCGCAAUGCGCAUCUGCCGCAAAGUCCCCGAUCUUCAAGAGCACUUCCUCGAUAAAGCCAAGCUACUACUGAACGACCGAAACCACGGUGUUCUUUUGUCGGGCUUGACGCUGGUAAUAAGCAUGUGCGAGGCGGAUGAAGAGGAGGGUGGGGAGCAAGGCGUGGUGGACAUGUUCAAGCCCCUUACUGGCAGUCUCGUGAAGGUGUUGAAAGGCCUGUCGCAGUCAGGUUAUGCUCCUGAGCAUGACGUGACCGGCAUUUCCGAUCCUUUCCUACAAGUCAAGAUUCUGCGCUUGUUUCGAUUGCUGGGGCGUGGUGACACCCAGAUCUCCGAACAAAUCAACGACAUCCUCGCGCAGGUCGCCACGAACACUGACUCCUCCAAGAAUGUCGGCAAUUCCAUCCUCUACGAAGCGGUCCUCACCAUCCUCGAAAUCGAAGCCGACUCUGGCCUGCGAGUAUUGGGGGUGAACAUCCUUGGAAAGUUCUUGACCAACAAAGACAACAACAUCCGCUACGUCGCUCUCAACACUUUGAUCAAAGUGCUGGCCAUCGAGCCCAAUGCGGUUCAGCGACACCGCAACACCAUUCUGGACUGCCUGAGAGAUCCUGACAUCAGCAUUCGACGCCGUGCCCUCGACCUCAGUUUCACUCUGAUCAAUGCAGACAACGUGCGCGUCCUCAUACGCGAGCUGCUCUCCUUCCUUGAAGUCGCCGACAAUGAAUUCAAACCGAUCAUGACUUCGCAAAUAGGUAUUGCGGCUGAUCGAUUCUCUCCGAACAAGCGGUGGCAUGUUGAUACCAUGCUCCGUGUCCUCAAGUUGGCGGGAAGCUACGUUAAGGAGCAAAUCCUGUCAUCCUUUGUCAGACUGAUUGCCACGACUCCAGACCUACAGACCUACUGCGCGCAGAAGUUGUACACUGCGCUCCGGGAAGAUACCAGUCAAGAAGGGCUGAAUCUUGCCGGGGCAUGGGUGAUUGGGGAAUACGGUGAUGCACUGCUUCGCGGUGGCACGUACGAAGACGAGGAGGUGGUGCGAGAAGUGAAGGAGAGCGAGAUUGUCGACCUCUUUUCCGCCAUUCUGAACUCCAGCUAUACCGGCCAGACUGUGACGGAGUACAUCAUCACCUCAGCGAUGAAGCUCACUACAAGACUGCAGGAUCCUGCGCAAGUGGACCGUCUCAGGCGACUUCUUCUAAGCUACCAAACGGACUUGGACGUCGAGAUCCAGCAGCGCAGUGUGGAGUACGGCAACCUAUUUGGCUACGACCAGGUCCGAAGGGGAGUGCUCGAACGCAUGCCGCCUCCCGAGAUUCGCGAGGAACAGCGUGUCUUGGGUGAGUCGGCGGGCAAGAAGCGAAGCAGCAGAAUCGCCGCGAAGAGGAAGCCGGUGACGCAGAUUACGGAGCAAGACAUGCUGCUCGACCUGAUGGGCGGCGAUUCCAGCAUCCCAGCCAGUGAUCUGUCCGCUACAAUCAAUGGCACGCAGCAAAGCAACAAUGCGGAUCUGCUGGCCGACAUUCUUGGCGGCGGCUCAUCCAUGGGCGCGAGCAGUCCGGUAUCCAAUGGUACUGGAGCGGCCAACAAGAACAGCUCAAUCAUGGACCUUUUCGAUUCGGGGUCGCCACCAGCCCAAUCUCGGCAGCAAGCACCGCCCCAAUCAAGCACGCCAGCCUCCAGCGACAUGCUGGGCUCCUUUGGUUCUGCCCCUGCCCCAUCCGCUCCAGCACAACAGGCGCACGGCGUCUACAACAAGAAUGACCUCGUCGUCACGUUCACCGUAUCAAGGAAUCCGCAGGCGGUACAGGUUCAGGCGAAGUUCAAGAAUGGCUCGGCAUUUGAGAGCAUAGGCCAGGUGAAUUUGCAGGCUGCGGUGCCAAAGACGCAAAAGCUGCAGUUGCAGCCUAUCAGUAGUAGCGAACUGGGCGCGGGUCAGGAGGCUACACAGGGGAUGAGAGUUACGAGUGUUCAAGGGCCUCCUCCACCCCGGCUACGUCUUCGACUCAAGCUGUCAUACACGAAGAAUGGGGCUGCUCCGGUGUUGGAGCAGGUAGAUUGGUCGGAGCCGACGUGA
Messenger RNA from Neohortaea acidophila, 2550 nucleotides. RefSeq names its product adaptin N terminal region-domain-containing protein. Gene Ontology annotation, molecular function: clathrin-cargo adaptor activity. The record is from RefSeq and is a predicted model, not a curated record. The coding region runs from base 1 to 2550 and encodes 849 amino acids. Gene Ontology annotation, biological process: intracellular protein transport; Golgi to vacuole transport; receptor-mediated endocytosis. The transcript has 5 exons. NCBI's taxonomy places the organism in Eukaryota, Fungi, Ascomycota, Dothideomycetes, Mycosphaerellales, Teratosphaeriaceae. Gene Ontology annotation, cellular component: membrane coat; AP-1 adaptor complex; Golgi apparatus.